Acanthamoeba castellanii str. Neff is the source of this 2178-nucleotide messenger RNA. Its product is annotated as helicase C-terminal domain containing protein, putative. Bases 1 to 2178 code for a protein of 725 amino acids. The record is from RefSeq and is a predicted model, not a curated record. Gene Ontology annotation, molecular function: ATP-dependent chromatin remodeler activity; ATP binding. NCBI's taxonomy places the organism in Eukaryota, Discosea, Longamoebia, Acanthamoebidae. The transcript is spliced from 8 exons.
AUGGAAACGGAGCUGGAGCACUUGUUCGGCCUGCUCAUGUUCCUGGGGCACGAGCCCUUCUGCGACAGGAGGGUCUGGGCCGAUUACAUCGUGCGGCCGAUCCGCAAGGGCGUCGCUGCCGCGGAGCAGCGCCUCCUCGACAUCCUCUCGCAGGUGAUGAUCAAAAACAAGCAAGAGGACAUCGACAAAGAAAUCGCCCUGCCCGAGUGUCACACCUCCGUGGUGCAGUUGAAGCUCAACGACUCAGAAAGGCAGAAGUACAACGAAAUCGUGUCGCAGAUCAAAACCAAUUUGAUCGCUUCGCGCGGCUCCGGUCCCGACUCCUUCCUCCACCCCGCCAACCGCAAUCUCGACGUGGCCAGCGAGCAGCUGCACGAUCCGAAGCUGCGAGGGGAGCUGUCCGAGCCGGAGGUCGCGGACCUGCAGAGCGUGGUGGAGAUCAUGAUCGCGGGCGACCACACGCUCGAGGCCCAUUUGCUGGUGUCUCCGAGAGACGCUUCGCUCGACCUACACAACGACGCAGCUGCGCCGGGCCCUCCCUCCUCCUCUCCUCCGCCCGGUCCACCGAGGGAAGAGCAGCCGGCCGACCUGGGCCGACAGGGCUCAGCACCGGCGCCGCCCCCGACCGCAGGGCCGUCGCUGGAGGUCCUUCGCCAACUGCGCCUCCAGCGAUUCAGCCCUUCGGAUACCCCGUCGACGCCCGUAUCGCCGCCCAUCGCAAUUGCUUCGGCGGCGGCUGCUGCCCUCGUCUGCGAGGAAGUCAUGGAGGACUCUCUCCCAGCGAUGGAAACCGCGCCCGCGCCCGCACCCGCACCCACGGACCCGCCUCCCACACCGAGCGUCGACAGGGACCCGUCGACGGUUCCGGUGAGCUCCCCGCCGUCCUUCUCCUUCUCGGACUCUUUCGCAAGGCCGCUGCCACUGCUGUCACCCACUACUCCCACAGCGCCUGUACAGCCCACGACGAGCUCGGCGCCGGCAUGCGAGGAGGCGGCGGCGCCCGUUCACCCAGGCGGCGUUGUGGCGGCGUCGCCUACGGCCGCCGCUUCGUCGUCUGCGGCGGCAUCGGCCGGUGCCACCUCGCUCCUGUUGAAGUCCGCCCUGCCCGAGGCCGCCUACAUUCCCUUGUCCGAGGUCAACUCCACGAAGCUCACCUACUUGCUCGAUCGGCUGCAGCAGCUUCCAGAGGGGUCGAAGGCGAUCAUCUUUUCCCAGUUCGUGCACGUGCUGCUAAUCCUACGCCAGGCGCUGCGGCAUGUCGGCCUUCCCUUCUGCGAGUUCUUCUACGGCUCUCAUUCCUCGCCCGCAGCCCGAGCGAGCGCACUUACCACGUUCAAUACGAGCGAUUACGUUCGGGUCAUUCUCAUGAAGACGGAGCUGGCAGCCUUCGGUAUCAACCUCACCGCGGCGUCGCACGUCUUCUUCGUGGAUCAAGUGUGGGAUCCGUCGGUGGAGCGGCAGGCCAUCAAGCGAGCUCAUCGCAUCGGGCAGACAAAGGAGGUGUUCGUGGAGAAGCUGGUCAUGGAGAACACCAUCGAGGCCACCAUCCUCACCUUCAACCAGGACAAGUCCCUCGCUCCCCAGACCGAAGCGACGAAGGGGGAGAGCGAGCUCAAGGCGCAGCGCAAGGUUCACUCGCUGCUGCGAUCACUGGAGUUCAUCCAUCGUUUGGGCGGCGAUGGCGCCGAGGCCGAGGAUGAAGACGGCGAUCCGGGUGUCAUCCUGGGCAAGAGGGCGCGCCAGCUCUUCGGUCGAGCCGGCGACGCCCGCGACGACCCGCGCUCCAAGGGCAAGGAAAAGUCUGACGACGUGGAGGACGAGGGCGAACAGGCCAUCGCCUCGAUCGACCUGCGGCGGGAAAAGAAGAGGAAGAAGACUGUGAAGAGAGUGCGGUUCAUGGAGCCAGACGAGAGCGAAACUGUAACAGAAGAGGGAGCCGCCAGCAGCACCUCCACCACCAGCUCCUCCAGCAGCGCGAGGGAACCCUCCACCGACGACGUGGUACGAAAGCGGUCGAGGGACGGCGCUGAGGAGGGCCGUGCACUACUACUGCAGGGCUCAGUUGGGCCGGAUGACGACGUCUCGGACUCAAUUCAGGCGGCCGCGCACGGCACGCCACCCAAGCGAGUGCGCUUCUUGGACGACGACAGCUCCUCUUCAGCCGAACAGGGCGAGUGA